AUGGCUCCAGCGACAGAUGUAUCUCCACGUACAACAAGACUAGAAGGUGGAAGCUUCAAGGGCAGUUUCAAUUCAAUGGAGGAUGAAAAUGAAGACACAUUGGAGAAUAUGAACCAAACCAACGCCGCCAAACCUCCAAGAAACCUCUCUGCUAUGCGCCAUUGCACCAGCUCUGCUUGGAUAACCACACGGGAAUCAGAUAUGGGUGCUUUGGGCUUGAAGGCACCAUCAUUAAGUGAGAAUUGUGGCUUUUUACCUGUGUUUCGUUCAGGAAGCUGUUCUGAGAAAGGUCCAAAACAGUAUAUGGAGGAUGAGUUUAUAUGUGUUGAUAAUCUCUUUCAAUAUCUUGGUUCGGCUGCAAACUUCCCUUCCCCAGGAGCAUUUUAUGGGGUAUUUGAUGGACAUGGUGGCCUUGAUGCUGCAUCCUUUACCAGAAAGAACAUUCUCAAGUUUAUUGUUGAAGAUUCCAAUUUUGCAGCUGGAACGAAAAAGGCUGUUAAGAGUGCUUUUCUCAAGGCUGAUCAUGCACUUGCAGAUGCUAAAUCUCUCGAUAGAUCCUCUGGUACCACUGCUUUGACUGCUCUCAUUUUGGGAAGGACCAUGCUCAUUGCUAACGCUGGGGAUUCUCGAGCUGUAUUAGGUAAACGAGGAAGAGCAAUCGAGCUGUCUAAAGACCACAAACCCAAUUGUACCUCUGAAAGAUUAAGAAUUGAGAAACUAGGUGGUGUCAUAUAUGAUGGCUACCUCAAUGGUCAGCUUUCAGUAGCACGUGCUCUUGGAGACUGGCAUAUUAAGGGCUCUAAAGGUUCAAAAAGCCCCUUAAGCUGUGAGCCAGAGUUGGAAGAAAUUUUACUGACUGAUGAAGAUGAAUUUUUGAUAAUGGGCUGCGAUGGCCUUUGGGAUGUGAUGAGUAGCCAAUGCGCGGUUACAAUGGUGCGGAAGGAGCUGAUGCAGUAUAAUGAUCCUGAAAGGUGCUCUAGAGCACUUGUCAAGGAGGCACUACAACGCAACACAUGUGAUAAUCUAACUGUUGUUGUGGUCUGUUUCUCUCCAGACCCACCUCCAAAGAUUGAAAUUCCUAGAUCAUAUAAGAGAAGGAGUAUAUCAGCGGAAGGGCUGGAUCUCCUCAAGGGUGUUUUGAACAACGUAUGAGCAAGAGUUGAUGAUUUGUUGAACCAAGCAUCCUGGAUAUCUGAUACACUUGGUUUUUUUGGAUUUUCAUUCAGUAAUUUUUUGAGUUGUAGUCCUAAACUGGUAAUAAGUUGCCUGAAUUUUGGUUGUGGCAACCUCAGCAAAUUUGAUCUUGGUUUCAGGAUCUCAGUGGCAAGCUCAAAGCAUCAGCAAGGAUUCUUCUGUUUUUCUUUGUAACAAUUUACUAUGUGUAGCUCCUCAGUAAGUAAAAGCUUACACAUUCUGAAGU
This is a messenger RNA of Durio zibethinus, 1420 nucleotides long. RefSeq names its product Protein phosphatase 2C family protein. Gene Ontology annotation, biological process: protein dephosphorylation. NCBI's taxonomy places the organism in Eukaryota, Viridiplantae, Streptophyta, Magnoliopsida, Malvales, Malvaceae. Gene Ontology annotation, molecular function: protein serine/threonine phosphatase activity; cation binding. The record is from RefSeq and is a predicted model, not a curated record.